Molecule: messenger RNA, 522 nt
Organism: Myodes glareolus (Bank vole)
Lineage: Eukaryota; Metazoa; Chordata; Mammalia; Rodentia; Cricetidae
Product: histone H2A type 2-B
Cellular component (GO): nucleosome
Molecular function (GO): structural constituent of chromatin; protein heterodimerization activity; DNA binding
Source: RefSeq, a predicted model, not a curated record
GAAAAAGCACCAGAUAUUGCCUUUUCCGCCAUAAUGUCUGGCCGCGGUAAGCAAGGAGGCAAGGCCCGCGCCAAGGCCAAGUCGCGGUCGUCCCGCGCCGGCCUGCAGUUCCCGGUGGGGCGCGUGCACCGGCUGCUGCGCAAGGGCAACUACGCGGAGCGCGUGGGUGCGGGCGCGCCCGUGUACAUGGCGGCCGUGCUGGAGUACCUGACGGCUGAGAUCCUGGAGCUGGCGGGCAACGCGGCCCGCGACAACAAGAAGACGCGCAUCAUCCCGCGCCACCUGCAGCUGGCUGUGAGGAACGAUGAGGAGCUCAACAAGCUGCUAGGAGGGGUCACCAUCGCACAGGGCGGCGUCCUGCCCAACAUCCAGGCUGUUUUAUUACCAAAGAAAACGGAGAGCCAUAAGCCCGGCAAGAACAAAUAAUUCAAUAUCCCUUCUAACCCACAAAGGCUCUUUUAAGAGCCACCAAAGAGUCAACUAAAAGGGCUGAUCACAAACUAGCGCGUUAGCUCAUUUUAU